AUGGCUGCCGUCGGAAGCAGGCCGAGGGGCCGGAGGACGCCGAUCACAAAGGCGGACCGCGAACCUCGUGCCUCGACCACUCCUGCCACCGGCGCCGUUGCUAUAUACUCGUCGUCAUAUGAUCCAAACAACCGAGCUCGGAAACAGAGCACCUCAGCAUGGGGUGUCACGAAAGACGACCUGUUCCAUGUCGCCGGGCGAUCGGCUAUACUGUCUCGGAGCAAGAUGUCGACGAGUAUGCGACGCUACUAG
Anthostomella pinea is the source of this 252-nucleotide messenger RNA. Lineage: Eukaryota; Fungi; Ascomycota; Sordariomycetes; Xylariales; Xylariaceae. The record is from the annotation of a GenBank genome assembly.